This is a messenger RNA of Diceros bicornis minor, 1950 nucleotides long. RefSeq names its product nudix hydrolase 18 (gene NUDT18). Lineage: Eukaryota; Metazoa; Chordata; Mammalia; Perissodactyla; Rhinocerotidae. The transcript is spliced from 3 exons. Gene Ontology annotation, molecular function: magnesium ion binding; 8-oxo-dGDP phosphatase activity; 8-oxo-GDP phosphatase activity. The coding region runs from base 12 to 983 and encodes 323 amino acids. The record is from RefSeq and is a predicted model, not a curated record.
CCAGGGGACCGAUGGCUUCGGAGGGCCUGGCAGGGGCGCUGGCGGCGGUGCUGGCGGGCCGGGGCCUGCGCGUGCAGGGCUGUGACUCGGGGCCGGCCGGGGAGCCCCUGGCGCCGGCGCGGCUGCGGAAGAACGUCUGCUACGUGGUGCUGGCGGUGUUCCUCAAUGAGCAGGAUGAGGUGCUACUGAUCCAGGAGGCCAAGAAAGAGUGCCGUGGGUCGUGGUACCUACCCGCAGGGAGAAUGGAGCCCGGGGAGACCAUCGUGGAGGCGCUGCAGCGGGAGGUGAAGGAGGAGGCCGGGCUGCACUGCGAGCCCCUGACAUUGCUGUCUGUGGAGGAGCGGGGCACUGCCUGGAUCCGCUUUGUGUUCCUCGCUCGCCCCACAGGUGGAAUUCUCAAAACUUCUGAGGAGGCAGAUGCAGAAUCCCUGCAGGCUGGCUGGUACCCACGAACCUCCCUGCCCACUCCGCUGCGGGCCCAUGACAUUCUGCACCUGGUAGAGCUAGCUGCCCAGUAUCGCCAGCAAGCCAGGCAUCCUCUUGUUCUGCCCCAAGAGCUUCCCUGCAGUCUGGUCUGCCAGCGGCUCGUGGCUACCUUUACCAGUGUCCAGACAGUGUGGGUGCUGGUGGGCACAGUGGGGAUGCCUCACCUGCCCAUCACUGCCUGUGGCUUCACCCCCAUGGAGCAGAGAGGUGGCAUCAAGAUGGCUGUCCUGCGGCUGCUGCAGGAGUGUCUGACCCUGCACCACUUGGCAGUGGAGACCAAGGGGCUGCUUGGACUGCAGCACCUGGGAAAAGACCAUACAGAUGGCGUCUGCCUGGAUGUGCUGGUGACAGUGGCUUUUCGCAAUCCAGGCAUCCAAAACGAGCCCCCGAAGGUGCGGGGUGAGAGCUUCUUUUGGUGGAAGGUGAUGGAGGAAGACCUACAAAGCCAGCUCUUACAGAGGCUUCAGGAAUCAUCUGUCGUGCCAGUCAACAGAUAGGAAGGUGCCGUCACUGGGCAAGGAGCUGGGCAUCUGUGCUCCUCUCCGCCACGGCUUUGCCUCCCUCUGAGGAAGGCAGGAGGUUGGCAGUCAGGGAUCUUGUUGCAUUGGGAGCAGGGUAGUUCUCCUGGCUCUCAGGGGCACUUCCAUCUCUCCUCACUGUGGAGCAGGUCCCUACAUUGUACGAAAAGAGACAGUGCCUUUCACCAAGCAAGGAGUCCAGAGCUCAAGGACCCAAUUGCCCUGAGGGCACUACUCCCUAAGGGGAUGUGAGAACUUUCUGAACCUGAGAUGGCAUCUACUCAUCAUCUUCUGUGCCCACCCGCCUUGGUAAAGCUCCACAUCUGGGGUCUCAGGCACUUAAGACAUGGAGAGGAUGCUGGGGGAGGUCUUUCCAAGGGAGUGGGCCCCUUGCUGAGUAAAUAGGUGUUCCUUACUUUGCCUUCCCGCCUAAAUGUCUCUGUGGGGAAGAAGUGAGCAGGCAGGGGUACUGAAAAGCUCCUCCCCUUGUCCCACCAACAGCUAUUCAGGCCUUCCCAGGUGGCAAGCUGCCAUGCAGGUGAUGGGGCAGGCAGGCUUCCUGCCCCAGCCCCCUGCGGCUCCCUUCGUCUUGCCUGCCAAGGAGGGAUGUGAGCACGUCCUCAGAGAAAACAGAACUCUAGUCCCUCCAAGGUUUGAGCAGUGAGGCCAGGAGAAGCUUCCAGUGGGCAAGGAGCGGUGAGAGCUGCCCCUGCCUCUCUGCUGGAGUCUCUCUCCUUGAGCUUCUCCCAUGAUCCCUUCCCAGUCACUCUGCCAGCCCCCAGGCUCCUGCUUCUGCCUUUCUACAACUCCAGCUCAAGCCAGACUCAAACCCUUUUUUUAUUUCCCCUGAGCUCAGCUUAAUCAUGGUAAGAAUUAUUUUCUUAAAAAAAGAACUUUAUGAAAAUUUAAGGGAAAAUCAAAGGAAAUGAACAAAGAAUACAUUGUG